Panicum virgatum (switchgrass) is the source of this 579-nucleotide messenger RNA. Its product is annotated as PE-PGRS family protein PE_PGRS16-like. The coding region runs from base 1 to 579 and encodes 192 amino acids. The transcript has a single exon. NCBI's taxonomy places the organism in Eukaryota, Viridiplantae, Streptophyta, Magnoliopsida, Poales, Poaceae. The record is from RefSeq and is a predicted model, not a curated record.
AUGACCCCGCGGGGCACGGCGUGCAGCGUGGAUGGUGGAGGCACCGGCGGCUGCGGCGGAGGGGAAGGCGCCGGCGGAGUCGCUGGCGUCGCCUGCGGCGGAGUAGAUGGCGCCGGCGGGUCCACAGGCGGUACUGGUGUGGGAGGCGCCGGCAUGGGAAGCGUCGAUGUCGGGGGUGAUGCAGGGGCAGGCACCCUUGUCGUUGUGGCCGUAGUGGGUGCCGGUGAGGAUGCGCACAUGGAGUCGAGCUUGGCGAAGAUCUCGGCGACGAUGGAAGAUGCAGUCGCAGGCCGCGCUGAUGUUGGUUCGGCGGCCGGUGCAAACUUGCGGCUGAUGGCGGCAACAAAUCCUGCCCACGAAGGAACGCCAAUGUUCCUCUCCACCCAGCAGUACCACUCAUAUGCGCUGCCCUUCAAUUUGAAAGAAGCAAUCCAUACCUUCUCAUCUUCUACUGUCUCCCAUGCGUCGAAGCACAGGUUGCAACGGUGCAACCACUGCAAGGGAUCAGAACUCCCAUCAAAGGCAGGGAUGCAGAGUUUGUGGGCGAUCGUGGGGGCUGCCAUGGACGAAUUGCUGUAG